AUGACUAAAUAGUUUGAAAAUAAAUAAUAGAUUUCUAAUGACUUAAUUGUAUACUAAGGACUCUACUAUAAAUUUAUAAACGAAUAAAUUAAGUAACAAAGUAUCUUUAGAUAACAUAAAAACUGCUCAUAUGCAUACUUAAAUUAUGGUAAAUGUCCACAAUAUAUUUACGAUGCCUUCACAACAGAUGGUUAAUAUUCACUUAAAGUUGACCUUUUUUUCCAUAGGACUAAUUUUACAUAUGAUAGUUUUGAGCCAGAGGGUUAAAUUAGAUUAAGAAAAAAUUGGGAUUUUUAUUUCUUUGCUAAAUCAGCCAUUUAAGCUAGGAAAAAUGAUCUAAUUAAUAUAUCUAUAGUCUAUAACUCAUUUAAUGAUAGCCUUUUAACAAUUACUCCAGGAUAGUAAUUCAUUUUUCAUUUAUUAAAGCUAAUUUUUUUUUUGAAUAGGCUAACAAAUUUGUCUUCAGUAAAUUAUCUAAGUUGUAUGGGAAACCAAUAUAAGGAACCUUACGACCCUAGAUGUAGAGAAUGGUAUUAAAAUGCUUUACAGCAUCCAGGAAAUCAGUUUUUUAAGCCAUACUAAGAUUUUUUUACUCAUACAACUAUCAUGACAGCUUCUGCUCGUAUAGAUGAUCCUUUGGGAAAUAACAUAAGCAUUAUUUCUGUUGAUUUUAUAAUUGCAAAUCUCAUAAAUAAUCUCUUUGCGCGGUAAGACCAAAGUUCUAACUUCGACACUCAUUCUGUUUUAUUUCAUCAAGAUUAAAAUACAGUUUACUACCAUCCAAAUUGGAAUGCUAACGAAAGGACUAUUGUUUCAUGGUAAAAUCUUGAAUUUAAUAAUUCGGAUUAUGAUCUGAAUGAAUAUAGUAAAUUUACCAUGUUAGUUUAAAAUUCAAAAGACUACUCUCUUACAGGUUAAUAUGAUAUAGAAUCUUAUGUAAAUGUGACUUAAUUUUUUCAAUUUUGGACAAAGAAUCAAAUACCAUACAUGAGCUUGAUUUAUCCUUUGCAAAUAGUAUCUCCAUAGAACGUUUGGAAUUAAACAAUGGUAAGUAAAUAAGUAUUAAUGGUAGCAAAAGUAAGAGAGGAUAUAUCAGGAAUUUUCAAAAUUAUUAAUUUAACUCAUGACACUAAUUAUAAGGUUAUCCUUUUUGUUGAAACUUCGAUAGUUUUGGCUAUUAUUAUAAUUUUAACAUUGCAUUUCGCAGCAAUCCUACAAUACUAAGUUGAGAUCCCUUUAGAAAAAUUAACAGUCUUUAUAAAUUAGAAUACAGAUUAGUUCAGAGAUCAAAACAAUAGCAAAGAGAAAUAAUAUUAAAAAAUAUAUUAGACUGAUAUGUCAAAUAAAUCUUUAAAUUAUGAUUUGAAAAAAUAAAUAAAAUUAAGCAAACGGAAAAGCAACAACUAAGAGAAUUUAUCUCUUAAAAUAGAUAAAUCUCCUAAUAUAAAGAAUUAAAUUAGUACAAAUUUCUAAUUAUUAACAAACAAAACUUUUCAACUUAACAAUGAGGAAGUAAGGUUUGAUAAUAUACGCUAAAAUAAAUGUGAUAAUAUUAAAUUUAAGAAUAAAUAAGAAGAACUUUUCAAAUAGGAGAGCUACUAAGAAAAAUAUAAUUCAAGCUCUAUGCAAAACAGAACUGAAAAAGAUUAAAGUGUUUUUAGACUUGAAAAUUUAAAUGAAGAGAGAUAAAUUUCUUAUUUUAAUAUAGAACAAAAAGCAUAGAUGGCAGAAACUAGUUAAUAUUUAAAGCUUAAAAAUAAACUGUAAUUUGAAAAACUAAAUUAAAUUUUAAAUAAUAAUGAUUAAAAAAAUAAUUACAAAAUAAGCGAUCAACCUUAAAAAGUUAAUUUAGAGGAAGAUUUAGAUCCAAUGUUUUUGGAAAUGUAAAUUAUAAAAGACACAUUUUAUUAGCUUUAAUCAGUUAUAUCAUUUAAAAAGAAUGACAUACAAUAAUACUCUAAAAUAAAAAAUAUGGAAGAAAACCAAGAUGAAGGGAGAUGUAUCCUUCACUAUGCAUUUGCUUAUAAGCUAUUUAGAUAAUUAAAAAAUAAUUUUGGAGUAGCUUUAAGCUCUCUUAAUUUAGGGUAUUUCUGCUAUAAAAAGAAUGAUUUUGUAGAGGCCCUUAUUUAUUAUGAAUCUGCUAUGAUUCAUUGUAUAAUUGAUAUGGGCUUCUCAAGCAUUCACGAGUUUAUGAGCUAAUGGAAACAAAGUUCUAUCUAGUAUUGUAAAAGUUAAGAAGCAAUCAAUUAAAAACUUACUAUUAUUUGCACCAGCUUGAUUCUUUCAUCACUUACAAUAAAAGAAGUAAUCCAUAAUAAAAAUGAUCUACUUGGAAAUAAAAAUGUAUUCAAAAUAUUUUUUUCUAACUUUUAAGUGCAAAAAAAUUAACUGAAAUUAGCUCUAUUUUACGCUUAAACUGUUUUGAAUAUUGCUUAAUAACUUAUUCUUUUAAAUAAAACAAUAUUAAGUGAUGAAAUAAUUAUAAUAAUUGAAACCAACUACUUAGAAAUCAUUCAUGAUUUUGCUCCAGUUGAAGAAGUUGAAAUGAUGAUAUAAAAUUUAGAAUAAAAAAUUGAGAAAAAAAAAUAUUUAUAAGUUAAAUUGCUAGAUUCUUAAUUAAAUUAAUUUUCUACAUAAGCAGUAUCACCUUUUAAGAAAUUUAGUGAUAAAAAUUUAGAUUAGAAAAAUGUUACGCCUAAAAAAGAGUUAUUAAGAGAAUUUGAAAAAAAUAAUUUUGAAAAGCUUCUUUUGAUAUUGAGUGGAAAAUUAAAUUUUUUUAAUGGAAUAAACAAAGAAGGUUUAUGA
Messenger RNA from Tetrahymena thermophila SB210, 2805 nucleotides. Its product is annotated as transmembrane protein, putative. The record is from RefSeq and is a predicted model, not a curated record. The transcript has 7 exons. Lineage: Eukaryota; Ciliophora; Oligohymenophorea; Hymenostomatida; Tetrahymenidae.